Molecule: messenger RNA, 1942 nt
Organism: Adelges cooleyi (spruce gall adelgid)
Lineage: Eukaryota; Metazoa; Arthropoda; Insecta; Hemiptera; Adelgidae
Product: kelch domain-containing protein 3-like
Exons: 7
Coding region: 625-1830 (401 amino acids)
Cellular component (GO): cytoplasm
Molecular function (GO): chromatin binding; protein binding
Source: RefSeq, a predicted model, not a curated record
UGGUCUAUUAUGCAAUUGUAAGUUAACUAAUUAUUCAUCAAGUCUUGUGGGUGGUAAUAACCAAAAAAAAAAAAACCACUACCGUAUGCAAUUCGAUCAUUCGUUUACUGGGAAGCCGAUCAAAGGAUGAUAUUCUGCAAACAAAAUCGAUUAAUCGCUAUUAAUAGCUAAUGAUCAUCACGGAAAGGAUAAUGUACCCUUAUCAUAGUUGUACCGUGUAGGUACAUUUUAUCAUUUACCAUUCAGUGAUGCAAGCAUAUACGGGUCGAGUGGAAAAAUAAUUGCGUUGGUAACACUGAGUGCGCGUUACCAACGCUAAUUGAGUAGGGCGCCCCUCCACCCUACAACGACCCUUCGAGUUGCUAGGGAGCUCAACCCCUCGUUUUGCCAUUGGUUCAAAAUCCAAAUGGCACCCUUCGCCAUUGUUCCUGUAUACAGCGAUCAAUACUUUUCCAAGGACAUAAUUGUGCUAUCGUGCGCAUUUUGCAAUCCUUCGGGCAUUACAGUAGCUGUUGUGUCGCCGAGCUGUUGAAUGUAUUUUCAAUCUUAAUGCACAUGAUAUAGUGAAAUUCGUUAUUCGUGAGCCGUUCACUUGCCAGUUUCCGCCACUUGUUCCACUCUAAGAUGUAUUGGACUGUUCAUUUGCACGGUGGUCCACGACGGGUCAAUCAUGCUGCAGUAGUUGUUGGCACUAAUAUAAUCACGUUCGGUGGCGAUUGCAGUGGAGCUGACGACGAUGGACCAAUAGAUAUAUACGCAUUGGACACAGUCAAGUUGAAAUGGUGGAAGAUAGAAGGAGACGAAAACAAUGAAAAUGCGCCGUUCCAGAGGUCUGGUUUUACCACGGUGGUCUAUGACAAAAAAAUAUACUUGUGGGGAGGAAGUAAUGACAGCCGAGUAUGCAACACUUUGUAUUGUUUUGAUACGGAAACUUUGAAAUGGUCUAUACCAGAUGUUCGUGGAACCAAACCUGCACCCAGAAGCGGCCAUUCUGCUUGUAUGAUAGGCCGACGGAUGUACAUUUAUGGAGGAUGUCACGAUGGUCAAUUUUCUCAAGAGCUGAGCAUGUUUGAUUUCGGCAGAAUGAGAUGGCAUAGAAUUAGGACGGAGAACGAUCCACCGUCGUUUAGAGAUUUCCAUACUGCGAGUGCUGUCGGUGACAGAAUGUACAUAUUCGGAGGUCGCGGUGGUCACAUUGUAGAAAACGAAAUAGACCAUGAAAUCUAUUGUUCAGACGUGCAUUAUUAUGAUACAAAAUUAAACAUAUGGGUGCGCCCUACCGUACAAGAUGGAUAUAAACCACCUGGACGACGAAAUCAUUCUACGUUCGUUCACAAUCAAUUUCUGUAUCUGUACGGCGGAUUCGAAAAAAACGAAAACACCCAUUUCGAAGACAUUUACCGUUACAACGUGGUCAGCUCAACGUGGUCCAAGGUAUCGCCAGUGGGCACUGCUCCUUGUGCCCGGAGACGACACAUUUGUUUGCUAGUCAACGACAAGGUGUUCGUAUAUGGUGGACUCAGCCCGAUUUCAGACAACCAUAUAAUAUCAAUGAGACGAAGUCGAUUUCGCUUUACCAGCAGAAACCGGCUGAAACAUCACGACGAUCUUCACGUGUUGGACCUAAAUCCCAGUCUGAAAGAUAUGUGUCUGGUUAAAGUAUGCGAGUACGUGGACGAAGGCGAUAUUAUUGCUCCGGACGACCUUGUCAUCCCUGCGACAUUACAAAAAGAUUUAGCUUUUUUCCAACCACUCGAAAUCUUUAAUUUAGCAAUAACAGAUACUGAAGACGAAGACGAAGAACAGUAUGAGCUAUUCUUCCCGCCAUGACAAGAUGGAACGAUACAAGUUUUUUUAAUCAGUUCUUAUUUAGUACCAAUUUAAAAAAAUAAGUUUAAAAAAAAUAUCUCAUAUUAUGUACCUGCCUACCUAUUUAUUUGUA